UUACAUUACACAUUGAGUGGUCGAGUCGUUCGGACGUCGAUACACAGACUUCAGAACAUUACAGGUUGACAGAUGAAGAAGAAGAGGAAUUAGUGCUUAAACAACAAGCGGUACAGGGAACUGAAAUAGUGUACUACACUUCGCAGUUUUUCGCUCUGUGAGGCGACAAUUCAAAAACUGUGUUCGACCGACGGGUGACUGAUGGUGUGCAAGUUAAAAGAGUUAGCGGUGCAGCUGUUCGACGCGGGGGCGCUGCGCAUCGGAGACAUAGAGGCCAAGCUGGGGCGGAGGACCCCCAUAUACUUUGACCUCAGGGUCGUCGUAUCUCAUCCUAAGAUCGUGAAGGCGAUCUCCCAACAACUGGAAGUCCUGUCGUCCGGAGUGCAUCACGAGCUUGUGUGCGGAGUGCCGUACGCGGCGCUGCCCUUCGCCGCCGUCAUGUCCGUCAACACGGACACGCCCAUGAUCAUGAAGAGGAAGGAGACUAAACUGUACGGCACCAAGAAGAUACUAGAAGGAGUGUUCCAGAAGAAUCAGACGUGUCUCGUGGUGGAGGACGUGGUGACGUCCGGCGGCACCUUACUGGAGACGGUUAACACGCUGCGGAGCGAGGGUCUGGUGGUGACAGACGCUGUCGUGGUACUCGACAGGGAGCAGGGGGGCGUCGGCGUGCUGGAGGCGAGCGGCGUCAGGGUGCGUUCCAUGUUCACCAUAACGGAGCUGGUCUCCAUGUUGAGGGACGCCGGCAGGGUUAGCGAACAAACAGUAGACAUAAUAUCGGACCACAUUAAGGAAUGUCAGUUCGGAGCGAAAGACAACUGUGAUCCAGUCGAUACAUAAACAAUAUUAAUGAUUUGGAAUUUAUAUAUUAGUUAUUUAUGUUCGUAACACUCGUUACUAUUUGUAAGUUGAUUCAUGCGAGAUUGUAACUCAAUCCUUAAUAGUAAAAGGACAAACGAUUAAUUGAAGCUGUCCCUUUUUUAUAUUUUAUGUAAAAUAAGAAACAUUUAAGAUCGUGUUGAAUGAAUUUCAUUAUGAUAAGAUGUUACUAGUUCUUGUAUUAACUUUUAAUAAAUAAACAUAUUUAAUUGUCUAUA
This is a messenger RNA of Danaus plexippus (monarch butterfly), 1097 nucleotides long. Its product is annotated as uridine 5'-monophosphate synthase-like. The transcript has 4 exons. Gene Ontology annotation, biological process: pyrimidine nucleobase biosynthetic process; UMP biosynthetic process. The record is from RefSeq and is a predicted model, not a curated record. Gene Ontology annotation, molecular function: orotate phosphoribosyltransferase activity; orotidine-5'-phosphate decarboxylase activity. Lineage: Eukaryota; Metazoa; Arthropoda; Insecta; Lepidoptera; Nymphalidae. The coding region runs from base 202 to 840 and encodes 212 amino acids.